UAUUUUACCCUUCUGAAUCUUGGUUUUGCAAUGAAGACAACAAGCCAUCACAAGACAACAAUGGUGGUGGUUCUAGGGCUUUUUAGUCUUUUCCUUAUGAUUCAAGAUGGCCAUGCAUACCAAUUCAAGGUUGGAGGUUCAGGUGACUGGAGCCUUGCAUCUUGUAAUUCAUAUGAUCAAUGGGCACACCAAAGCCGGUUUCAAAUCGGAGACACCGUCCUGUUCAACUACGAGGCGAACAAGGACUCGUUGGUCCAAGUAAGCGAAACCGACUACAAAAAUUGCAGCACGGCAUCACCGAUUGCAAAAUACAGUGAUGGUCAUACCGCAGUCAAGUUAACCCAAUCCGGGCCUCAUUUCUUCAUCAGCGGAAAUGUAGAUCACUGCAAAAACAACGAAAAAGUGAUGAUUGUCGUAAUGGCAGACCGCAGCAACCGCUCCUCGGCUGCUCCAUCUUCACCACCAUCUGCUGCUCCGUCGCCACCUCCAUCCGCCACUCCAUCACCACCUCCCGCCAGCGAAGACUAUCCAUCUCCUCCUCCGGCUCCAUCUACACCAGAAACUGACCUGACUCCAGCUCCGGGUCCUUCAGACGAAAACCAUCCACCUCCGACUCCAAAUGGCGCUUCGUUAACCGUCACAAAUUUCCUUUGUUCGGUUGGAGCUUUUGGUGGGUUCUCCGUUCUUUUCGGGUUUUGAACGUGUUGUGUUUAUUGAUCGAGAACGAUUCUGUCAAAUAAGUUCACU
Cynara cardunculus var. scolymus (artichoke) is the source of this 747-nucleotide messenger RNA. Its product is annotated as early nodulin-like protein 1. Gene Ontology annotation, cellular component: plasma membrane. Gene Ontology annotation, molecular function: electron transfer activity. NCBI's taxonomy places the organism in Eukaryota, Viridiplantae, Streptophyta, Magnoliopsida, Asterales, Asteraceae. The record is from RefSeq and is a predicted model, not a curated record. The coding region runs from base 31 to 699 and encodes 222 amino acids. The transcript is spliced from 2 exons.